AGUAUACAAUCUGAUAUAUCAUUUCACAUUCCUAUAUUUGCAUCUCCGCAGACACGGAGUCUCCAUCUCUCUACUACUCCCAAAUAUAUUUUGUAUUUUGUUCGCCGAGUCUUUAUCAUCCUCCUCCCAUCUUCUCCCACAAUGUCCUCGGCUCUUCUCCAGGACUCCUUGCCACCGCCACCCUCCACCCUCGGUCCUCGCUUUCGUCCGUAUGCAAGUCCAAACCAUCAGGUCACAAAAGGUCGCUAUAUCACCAGCAACGAUCCACGCGGUUACAUUCCUGUCUAUGAAUAUCCCCUCAACGGUCAAUGGAUCAUGAUGGACAUCGAUGAUGGUUACAUUCUUUGGACUGGCAUAUGGAAAGCGCUCGGCAAUUCCAAAGCUGACAUCGUCAAAAUGAUCGAUUCACAGCCUGACCUCGCUCCACUAAUCCGUCGAGUACGGGGUGGCUAUCUCAAGAUACAAGGCACAUGGAUGCCUUACGAGGUCGCUCUGCGUCUAGCUCGUCGAGUCGCUUGGCCCAUUCGUGAUGACUUGAUACCAUUAUUUGGGCAAGUGGCACAUCUACUAUGAUC
Molecule: messenger RNA, 575 nt
Organism: Serpula lacrymans var. lacrymans S7.9
Lineage: Eukaryota; Fungi; Basidiomycota; Agaricomycetes; Boletales; Serpulaceae
Exons: 8
Coding region: 142-573 (143 amino acids)
Cellular component (GO): MBF transcription complex; SBF transcription complex
Molecular function (GO): transcription regulator activity; DNA binding
Source: RefSeq, a predicted model, not a curated record